GAAUUUGCAUCUCUUCAAGACACAAGAUUAAAACAAAAUUUGCGGUAAAUUGGAUUUUAAAUUAUCUUCCGUUUGUGACCCUUCGUCUUUCUUAUGUGGAUAUGCAAGCGAGAAGAGGAGACUGGACAUUCCCAACAUGCUCACUCCCCUAAUCUGUCGGUCUAGAGGUUUGGCUUCUACAAACCAAGGGAGUCGACAAGCUAAAGAUGAAGCCCAGAGCAGAGUGCUGUUCUCCCAAGUUCUGGUUGGUGUUGGCCGUGCUGGUCGUGUCUGGCAGCAGAGCCAGGUCUCAGAAGAGCCCCCCCAGCAUUGGCAUUGCUGUCAUCCUCGUGGGCACUUCAGACGAGGUGGCCAUCAAGGAUGCCCACGAGAAAGAUGAUUUCCACCAUCUCUCCGUGGUGCCCCGAGUGGAGCUGGUAGCCAUGAAUGAGACCGACCCAAAGAGUAUCAUCACCCGCAUCUGCGAUCUCAUGUCUGACCGGAAGAUCCAGGGUGUGGUGUUUGCUGAUGAUACAGACCAGGAAGCCAUCGCCCAGAUCCUUGAUUUCAUUUCCGCUCAGACUCUCACGCCCAUCCUGGGCAUCCACGGGGGCUCCUCCAUGAUCAUGGCAGACAAGGAUGAAUCCUCUAUGUUCUUCCAGUUUGGCCCAUCAAUUGAACAGCAAGCUUCUGUAAUGCUCAACAUCAUGGAAGAAUAUGACUGGUACAUCUUUUCUAUUGUCACCACCUACUUCCCUGGCUACCAAGACUUUGUAAACAAGAUCCGCAGCACCAUCGAGAAUAGCUUUGUGGGCUGGGAGCUGGAGGAAGUCCUCUUACUGGACAUGUCCCUGGAUGAUGGAGAUUCUAAAAUCCAGAACCAGCUCAAGAAACUUCAAAGCCCCAUUAUUCUCCUUUAUUGUACUAAGGAAGAAGCUACCUACAUCUUUGAAGUGGCUAACUCAGUAGGGCUGACUGGCUAUGGCUACACAUGGAUCGUGCCGAGUCUGGUGGCAGGGGAUACCGACACGGUGCCCUCAGAGUUCCCUACUGGCCUCAUCUCUGUGUCAUAUGAUGAAUGGGACUAUGGCCUCCCUGCCAGAGUGAGAGACGGGAUUGCCAUAAUCACCACCGCUGCUUCCGACAUGCUAUCUGAGCACAGCUUCAUCCCCGAGCCCAAGAGCAGUUGCUAUAACACCCAUGAGAAGAGAAUCUACCAGUCAAACAUGCUCAAUAGAUAUCUGAUCAACGUCACUUUUGAGGGGAGAAACUUGUCCUUCAGUGAAGACGGCUACCAGAUGCACCCAAAACUGGUGAUAAUUCUUCUGAACAAGGAGAGGAAAUGGGAGAGGGUGGGGAAGUGGAAAGACAAGUCCCUGCAGAUGAAAUACUAUGUGUGGCCCCGAAUGUGCCCUGAGACAGAGGAACAGGAGGAUGACCACCUGAGCAUUGUGACCCUGGAGGAGGCACCGUUUGUCAUUGUGGAAAGUGUGGACCCUCUGAGCGGAACCUGCAUGAGGAACACAGUCCCCUGCCAGAAGCGCAUCAUCUCUGAGAAUAAAACAGAUGAGGAGCCAGGCUACAUAAAAAAAUGCUGCAAGGGGUUCUGUAUAGACAUCCUUAAGAAAAUCUCUAAAUCUGUGAAAUUCACCUAUGACCUUUACCUGGUGACCAAUGGCAAGCACGGGAAGAAGAUCAAUGGAACCUGGAAUGGUAUGAUCGGAGAGGUGGUCAUGAAGAGGGCCUAUAUGGCGGUGGGAUCACUCACUAUCAAUGAGGAGCGGUCAGAGGUAGUUGACUUCUCUGUACCCUUCAUAGAAACUGGCAUCAGUGUCAUGGUGUCACGCAGCAAUGGGACUGUCUCACCUUCUGCCUUCUUAGAGCCAUUCAGCGCUGACGUAUGGGUCAUGAUGUUCGUGAUGCUGCUCAUCGUCUCAGCCGUGGCUGUAUUUGUCUUUGAAUACUUCAGCCCUGUGGGUUAUAACAGGUGCCUCGCUGAUGGCCGAGAGCCAGGCGGCCCAUCUUUCACCAUCGGCAAAGCUAUUUGGUUACUCUGGGGUCUGGUGUUUAACAACUCCGUACCUGUGCAGAACCCAAAGGGGACCACGUCCAAGAUCAUGGUGUCGGUGUGGGCCUUCUUUGCUGUCAUUUUCCUGGCCAGCUACACUGCCAACUUAGCUGCCUUCAUGAUCCAAGAAGAGUAUGUGGACCAGGUUUCUGGCCUGAGUGACAAAAAGUUCCAGAGACCUAAUGACUUCUCCCCCCCUUUUCGCUUUGGGACUGUGCCCAAUGGUAGCACAGAGAGGAACAUUCGCAAUAACUACGCGGAAAUGCAUGCCUACAUGGGAAAGUUCAACCAGCGGGGUGUAGAUGACGCACUGCUCUCCCUGAAAACAGGGAAACUGGAUGCCUUCAUCUACGAUGCCGCAGUGCUGAACUACAUGGCAGGCAGAGAUGAAGGCUGCAAGCUGGUGACCAUUGGCAGCGGCAAGGUCUUUGCUUCCACUGGUUAUGGCAUUGCCAUCCAAAAGGACUCGGGGUGGAAGCGCCAGGUGGACCUUGCUAUCCUGCAGCUGUUUGGAGAUGGGGAGAUGGAAGAACUGGAAGCUCUCUGGCUCACUGGCAUUUGCCACAAUGAGAAGAAUGAGGUCAUGAGUAGCCAGCUGGACAUUGACAACAUGGCAGGUGUCUUCUACAUGUUGGGGGCAGCCAUGGCACUCAGCCUCAUCACCUUCAUCUGUGAACAUCUUUUCUACUGGCAGUUCCGGCAUUGCUUCAUGGGGGUCUGUUCUGGCAAGCCUGGCAUGGUGUUCUCCAUCAGCAGAGGUAUCUACAGCUGCAUCCAUGGGGUGGCUAUCGAGGACCGCCAAUCGGUGAUGAAUUCCCCCACUGCGACGAUGAACAACACACACUCCAACAUCCUGCGCCUGCUCCGCACGGCCAAGAACAUGGCCAAUCUGUCUGGUGUUAAUGGCUCCCCACAGAGUGCCCUGGACUUCAUUCGCCGGGAGUCAUCUGUGUAUGACAUUUCUGAGCACCGCCGCAGCUUCACGCAUUCGGACUGCAAGUCCUACAACAACCCGCCCUGCGAGGAAAACCUCUUCAGCGACUACAUCAGCGAGGUGGAGAGAACAUUUGGCAACCUGCAGCUGAAGGACAGCAAUGUGUACCAAGACCACUAUCAUCAUCACCACCGGCCUCACAGCAUCGGUAGCACCAGCUCCAUUGACGGGCUCUACGACUGUGACAACCCACCCUUCACCACCCAGCCGAGGUCCAUCAGCAAGAAGCCCCUGGAUAUCGGCCUGCCCUCCUCCAAACACAGCCAGCUGAGUGACCUGUAUGGAAAGUUCUCCUUUAAGAGUGACCGCUACAGUGGCCACGACGACUUGAUCCGCUCGGAUGUCUCUGACAUCUCCACGCACACGGUCACCUAUGGCAACAUUGAGGGUAAUGCAGCCAAGCGCCGUAAGCAACAGUACAAGGACAGCCUGAAGAAGCGGCCAGCCUCCGCAAAGUCCAGGCGGGAGUUCGACGAGAUCGAGCUCGCCUACCGUCGCCGACCGCCCCGUUCCCCUGACCACAAGCGCUACUUCAGGGACAAGGAAGGCCUACGGGACUUCUACUUGGAUCAGUUUCGAACCAAGGAGAACUCUCCUCACUGGGAACAUGUGGAUCUGACCGACAUCUACAAGGAGCGGAACGAUGACUUUAAGCGCGAUUCUAUCAGCGGAGGAGGGCCUUGUACCAACAGGUCUCACCUCAAACAUGGGACAGGUGACAAACACGGUGUGGUCAGUGGGGUGCCAGCCCCCUGGGAGAAGAACUUGACCAACGUGGAGUGGGAAGACCGGUCCGGGAGCAACUUCUGCCGCAGCUGUCCCUCCAAACUGCACAACUACUCCACUACAGUGGCAGGACAGAACUCGGGUCGGCAGGCAUGCAUCCGGUGCGAGGCCUGCAAGAAGGCAGGCAACCUGUACGAUAUCAGUGAGGACAACUCCCUGCAGGAGCUGGACCAGCCGGCAGCCCCCAUGGCAGUGACGUCAAAUGCUUCCACCACCAAGUACCCUCAGAGCCCAACUAAUUCCAAGGCCCAGAAGAAGAACCGCAACAAACUGCGCCGACAGCACUCCUAUGACACCUUCGUGGACCUGCAGAAGGAAGAAGCCGCCUUGGCCCCGCGUAGCGUGAGCCUGAAAGACAAGGGUCGUUUCAUGGAUGGGAGCCCCUACGCCCACAUGUUUGAGAUGCCAGCUGGAGAAAGCACCUUUGCCAACAACAAGCCCUCAGUGCCCACUGCCGGACACCACCACCACAACAACCCCGGCAGCGGCUACAUGCUCAGCAAGUCGCUCUACCCUGACCGGGUCACGCAAAACCCUUUCAUCCCCACUUUUGGGGACGACCAGUGCUUGCUCCAUGGCAGCAAAUCCUACUUCUUCAGGCAGCCCACUGUGGCAGGUGCGUCGAAAGCCAGGCCGGACUUCCGGGCCCUUGUCACCAACAAGCCAGUGGUCUCGGCUCUGCAUGGGGCUGUGCCAGGCCGUUUCCAGAAAGACAUCUGUAUAGGGAACCAGUCCAACCCCUGUGUGCCUAACAACAAAAACCCCAGGGCUUUCAAUGGCUCCAGCAAUGGGCAUGUUUAUGAGAAACUUUCUAGUAUUGAGUCUGAUGUCUGAGUGAGGGAAGAGAGAGGUGAAGGUGGGUAUGGGAGGGGUAGGGCUGUGGGUUGUGUGGUGCGCAUGUCAUGUCACAGAGGGGGUCGGGGAUGAACUUGAUUCCCACUUGCUCCUUUUGUCUUCUUUUAAUUUAUUUAUGGGAUCCUGGAGUUCUGGUUCCUACUGAAGGCAACCCUGGUGACCAGCACCAUCUCUCUUCCCUUUUGCAGUCCUCCCUUCCUCCCCGCAUCUGUCUGCCAUUUCUGGUCCCUUGUGAGAGGAUGAAGUGGGCCCUCUCAGUGCAGGAGGGUGGAGAGAAGAGAGGAAGCACUCCAUGCGAGUGUCUUCCUGGCACAGAAGAGCUCUUUGUCAUGCACUUUGAGUGAGGCCAGGAGAGCAGAAAGGGGCCGUAGGAGCACAGGAGUAGCUUUCCCCAAACUGAUCCUUCUGUUUAGAUGGGAAAGUAGCGUAUCCAAGUGAUACCAGUUAGCAUUCAGCUCGUGAAUGAAAAGAAAUUUUUGCUGAAUUCUUUUUGUAUAGAUGACAUCUGCCUAGGGUUUGGGUGCGAAGCAGAGGGUGCAAGGCCAUGUGUGUUUAUAUAUAAGCCAAAAAAAAAAAAGGUGUUUGCUUUAGCUCCGUGAGACUCUUUAGUGGUGAGCUGGAGUGCGAGGUCAUUGGUGGAUGAGUGGGUUCCUGAGAAGACUGGAAAGUUCAUUUUGACAGUGUUUCAUGUGCAUUGGAAGCCAGCAUAGGGGCAUUGUGAGGGCAUGUAUGUCCAGGCACACUGGCAUACACCUGCAGUGGAGGGCUCCAAAUGCGGAGAAGACAACCUUGACUCCUU
Molecule: messenger RNA, 5481 nt
Organism: Octodon degus (degu)
Lineage: Eukaryota; Metazoa; Chordata; Mammalia; Rodentia; Octodontidae
Gene: Grin2b
Product: glutamate ionotropic receptor NMDA type subunit 2B
Exons: 13
Coding region: 207-4661 (1484 amino acids)
Biological process (GO): excitatory postsynaptic potential; monoatomic ion transport; long-term synaptic potentiation
Cellular component (GO): postsynaptic density membrane; plasma membrane; postsynaptic membrane
Molecular function (GO): NMDA glutamate receptor activity; transmitter-gated monoatomic ion channel activity involved in regulation of postsynaptic membrane potential
Source: RefSeq, a predicted model, not a curated record